AAGGUGUGUGUUUGAGAAGGGUGUGUGCAGAGGUGGAGGACAGAGGGACAAGGCAGGAGGGAGAGAGAUGCUGCACCUGUGCUCGAUCACCUGAGGACAAGAGGCAGAGGAGCAGCACAGAAGGACAAGGAGCAUGGUGGGACACUUUCACUUCUGAGAGAAUCUUCUUCAAACUAAUCAUCAAACCUGAGGUCAGUCCUCCAGUCUCUCUGUUGGUGCCAUCAUGGCUGAGUCAAGCUGGUGGAAGCUGACCUUCUCACGCAAGAAGAAAUCUGAGCCCAAAGUUCUGUACGAGAUCCCAGCGGAGCACGGCAGCAACAACAAGGAGCACCCGAACCCCGCCGCAGACAAGAAGGACAGCCAGUUAAACUCUAAGCUGGAGAAGAUCGUAGACAAAUCUGCCACCAAAGGACGCCACGUCAAGGUCUCCCACUCCGGUCGCUUCAAGGAGAAGAAGAAGGUCCGAGCCACGCUGGCCGAGAACCCGAGUCUGUUCGGGGAGCACCACCAUAGUGAUGAGAACCAUAAAAACAAGACUGACAAAUAGCAGAUCAGAAAUGUGUCAUAAAUCACCUGGAAACUCAUUGAAGGGAGUUAAAAAGGCCCAGGUAGAUACUGUAACCAGCAGAUUACACACGCCGGAUCAGAAAACAAAUCUUUAGAUGUUCACAGAUCAGUUCCGGAACAACUUCCUUCUGAUUUAAGGAGGCAAAACCUAUAAACCAAAUGUCUGUCAGUGUCCUGCUCACUGUGGGGUUUUACACCCACCUGUCACUUUAUUAGGUACACCUUGGUGUUGGAAAUGUUCCCCCAGAGUCUGGUUCAUACAGAAUCUGGACUGAGAUCUGGAAACUCCAGUUUCUCACUGUCCAGUUUUGGUUUAGCUUCAGUUUUUACCUGACAGGUGUGGUCUUCUGCUCCAGCAGCCCAUCAAGGUUAAAGUUUUCUGAACACCUCCUGGUGGCUUUAAAGAUGGCUGAAGAGUUGCUGCCAUCUGAUUGGCUGAUUGCUUGACCAGGUGAGCCUAAUAAAGUGGCAGGUGAGCGUAUAAUUAACAAAAACAAUCACCGAAACAGUCCAAGUCUGAUCUUUUCACGGUAACACUAUUGUAAAUUUCUUAUUGAAAUAAUAUAUUUGGAUUUUUUUCUUGUGUUUUCGAGAAAUGAAUUAUGAUUUUAUGACCAAACAAAAAUAAAAACUUCAUUUUAAAGAA
Messenger RNA from Austrofundulus limnaeus, 1213 nucleotides. RefSeq names its product proline rich 15 like b (gene prr15lb). Lineage: Eukaryota; Metazoa; Chordata; Actinopteri; Cyprinodontiformes; Rivulidae. The transcript has 2 exons. Bases 224 to 547 code for a protein of 107 amino acids. The record is from RefSeq and is a predicted model, not a curated record.